Messenger RNA from Lates calcarifer (barramundi perch), 9657 nucleotides. It is a transcript of the gene zc3h12b, whose product is annotated as zinc finger CCCH-type containing 12B. Bases 690 to 3233 code for a protein of 847 amino acids. Gene Ontology annotation, molecular function: mRNA binding; RNA endonuclease activity; metal ion binding. The transcript is spliced from 6 exons. NCBI's taxonomy places the organism in Eukaryota, Metazoa, Chordata, Actinopteri, Centropomidae. Gene Ontology annotation, cellular component: cytoplasmic ribonucleoprotein granule; nucleus. The record is from RefSeq and is a predicted model, not a curated record.
CCGUUAGAAGUGAAUGGCAGUGAUUUGCGUGCAGUUUAUGUAGAGAAUCAUGUUGUGCCGUUGUGAUUUCACCUCCGUCUGAAAUAUUAAACCAUCGUCAACUUUAUCUUAAGUUACUGUAGUAUUCCGGCAAAAAUGUCAGCACACGCUCAGCAGCUAAAGCUAACCAACGUUAGCAAUUUGACGCUCAGUUGGCUGUAUGUUAGCUUACUGCCUAGCUUUGCUAACGUUACCGUUAACUAAACAGAGAGCGGGGUUGCCUGUCAGGUUUGGUGGUUAGCGUUAGCUUGUAAUGACAGUUAUCCAGCCAUUGUUCAACGGGAUAAACCGAGGUAGGCCGGUCAGUUCAUGCAGCUAAAAUGUUGACUCUUCAGCCUGCUAAGUAACGUUAUACUAGCUUGUUAGCGUGUGCUAACCGCAACUCGGGGCCUAAGCCUAUCAAAGCAGUGAACUCUAAUCAAAUUCAACCACAAAGGUGACGUCGUGUGCAGCAGUAAUGUUGUAACAUUAUUCGGUACAGAGGAUCGAUUAGGAUAGUUUGAUUAGCCUGCGCACAUAGGGGAGAGCGUGUUACUUUGGCCCUACACAAACAGCCUGUAGUGCUAAAGUCCAACGUUGAGUAUGAUUCCCUUGUUGCGGUGGAGGUGAGGAAGCAUGGGGUGGAAAUCUGAGGUGUCAAGACAAACGUGAUGACAGCAUGGUCCAUGGUGGAGAAACUCAAAAUGGAAAAACGCCCAUGCAGGGAGGAGAACAUUGACUCAAGCGAGGCCCAGCAUGCCACUGACGAGUCUGAGGAUGGAAGCAGUUCAGAGAGCGAGUCGGAAGAGCAGCAACGCCAGAGGGUUCAGGUGAACAGCAGCAGCAGCGGUAAGAAGCGGGAGCCUUUGGCUGUCACAAAACCCCAUCGACAGCUCUGUCGCUCUCCAUGCCUUGACCGCCCCAGUUUUUCCCAGAGUAGCACUGUGCAAGAUUUUCGUGAGGAUGAGACCAGCGCAGGACCUGGGAUCAAGCCUGCCAGUGACAGGGAGUACCAGACCAAGAUGGACUUUGCUUUGAAGUUGGGCUAUUCGGGAGAGCAGGUGGAGACUGUGCUCAACAAGUUGGGGGCGGCUGCUUUAAUUAACGACGUUCUUGCUGAGUUAGUGAGGCUUGGAAACAAAGUAGAGCCUGAAAGUCAACCGUGCAGCAGUACGGCCACAUUAAUAUCACGGUCCCCCUGUGUUAAAGAGACUGUUAGUCCCGAAGUGUCAGUAGAAGAUGAAUCUGUGGAUACCUUCGAUAACCUCAGGCCCAUCGUCAUCGAUGGCUCAAACGUGGCAAUGAGCCAUGGAAACAAAGAGGUAUUCUCUUGUCGUGGUAUCCAACUUGCUGUUGAAUGGUUUCGGGAGAAAGGACACAAAGACAUCACUGUGUUUGUCCCAGCAUGGAGGAAGGAACAGUCGAGGCCUGAUGCCCUCAUCACAGAUCAAGAAAUCUUACGCAAGCUGGAAAAAGACAAGAUCCUGGUUUUCACCCCGUCUCGAAGAGUUCAAGGCAGGAGGGUGGUGUGCUAUGAUGAUCGCUUCAUAGUGAAGCUGGCUUAUGAUUCUGAUGGAAUUAUUGUGUCAAAUGACAACUACAGGGACUUGCAAAAUGAGAAGCCAGAGUGGAAGAAGUUCAUAGAAGAGCGUCUCCUAAUGUACUCAUUUGUCAAUGACAAGUUUAUGCCACCUGAUGAUCCACUGGGAAGACAUGGUCCAAGUCUAGAAAAUUUCCUCCGUAAGCGUCCCGUUGUUCCAGAGCACAAAAAACAGCCCUGCCCCUAUGGGAAAAAGUGCACAUAUGGACACAAGUGCAAGUACUAUCAUCCAGAGCGUGUCAACCAGCCGCAGCGGUCAGUGGCUGAUGAGCUGCGAGCCUUUGCCAAAUUGUCUGCAGUGAAGACAAUGAGUGAGGGGGCUUUAGCCAAAUGUGGUACUGGUCCAGCAACUGCAAAGGGGGACAGCAACUCUGAGGCCAAACGUGUGGCCCCUAAACGUCAGUCUGACCCCAGUAUUCGUUCAGUGGCCUGUGAACCUCCAGAGGCACUGUCCGUCAUUAGGAAGUCUGAGACAAAUUCAGUGCCUUCCCUCGUGUCUGCUCUCAGUGUGCCCACCAUGCAGCCUGCCAAAAGCCACGCAGCUGGGGCCUUGAACACACGAUCAGCCAGCAGCCCAGUGCCAGGUUCUUUGCAGUUUGCGCACAGUUCUCUGGAGCAUAUGUCUAGUGUACAGUAUCCUCCUAUUUUAGUUACUAAUAGUCAUGGCGCUUCUGUUACAUACAGUGAACAGUUCCCAAAGUAUGACUCAGUUAGCGACCAUGGAUAUUAUUCACUGCACAGUGAUUUUUCAAACAUGAGCAUGAGCAGCAUGCAUAAUGUUGAUAGUUUCUGUAGCAUGGAGCACGAGCAUGGUGUGUAUCAGAGAAAUCCCAGCCACUGCCCUGAAUCCUGUCUCAGCCAUUCAAACAGUGACUCGUUCUCCUCUUACGGGGACCUGUACCCAAGCUCUGUGGACAGUAGCUUAGAGGAGAGCAUGAAGGGGCAGCAGCAGUCUCCUGCACAGGGUAGAAUGCAGGCUUUCUCUCAUGGGUUUCGUCAUGAAGCACUGACUAGGGUACAGAGCUACGGACCAGAGGAGCCCAAGCAGGGCCCCCGUAAACAAUCUGGAUCUCAUCUAGCACCACACAUCCAACAUGCUACGGUGGGAGCCAGGUCCAGCUGCCCUGGAGACUAUCCCCUGACUCAGAAUGUCCUACCACCCUUGUCCUCACAGCCUACACGGUCUCUUGGUAUGACUCGUAUGGACAGUAUAUCAGAUUCAAGGCUAUAUGACAGUAACCCAAUGAGACAGAGGCGACCUCCAUUGUGCCGCGAGCAGCAUGCAAGCUGGGACCCUCUGCCUUGUGGUAAUGAGUCCUAUGGAUAUCAUUCAUACCCGCUGAGCAACAGCCUGAUGCCGUGUUGCGAGCGGGUGAUGGUCCGCAGCAUGCCAGACAAAAUGGAACAAAUCUGGAGCUCACCAUGGGAGACCCCAUCUGCAGCUGAACACCAAGAGCGGUACGUUAUCCCAGACCACCAGUAUCAAACAUAUCGGAACCUUUGUAACAUCUUUCCCGCUUACAUAGUUCACUCAGUAAUGGAGAAGAACCCUCAUUUGACAGAUCCACAACAACUUGCAGCUGUUAUUGUUACAAAACUGAGGUCAAGCCACUGAGCAGUUGAAACACUCAAAAGUGAUGUGAUUAGGGGAAAAAAGGAUUUUGAUUGCAAAGAUAGGCAUUUGUUUAAUGUUGCUGCAUGUGCAACAUCUGCCCUCAGGAGUUAAUAUUUUUUUAAACGUCUCUGAAGGAAAAUCUGGUGAUCACGUUUUACAUCACUGAGAUGACAGACCUAAUCAGCAAAGAGGAAGUUUGUCUAAUAAGUUUAAGUAGAACUGUAAGAUGUUUCACAUAUGAAACCUAGAUUUAUAUGAAGUGUGGUGAAGUUAAUAUAAGGUAAUACCUUAAUAGAAGUCUGGUUCAUAACACAUUCAUACAACCUGAGCAGGAGCUGCAUACCAGCUUUUCACCAUAUCCAUGAUCAGCUUAACCUUUGCACAUUAUAUUGUUAAUUCUAGAAAAUACAUAGAAUAGUUUGCUAACAUUUGGCAGGACUGUUAAAUGUCCAUCAGAUCUGUUGAUCUUUAAAGUGUUCAAUAUCAAAUAAAUAAGUAAUUAUGGAAUAAUCUCAUGAAUAAAUUGUGUAAAAUAUAAUAAUGUAGCUACCUAGUGUAAUACUGAACUUUGUUGUUUUGUGAAUCAGUGUGAACUAAGAUCAGUAAAGAGGUUAGCUACAGCCAAGAUAGGAAGUAAUAACUCAGCAACAUCUCCCACAUUUGCCUUAUUAAAUCUGACAUAAAAGUACGUCAACAUUUGUACACCCUGUACUUUUUUUGAAGAUCUUGUUCAGGCCCUGUGAAUGUGUUAUGAAAGGAAUCUAAAGUGUUUCUGGUGCAGUGGAACUAUAAAUAACCUAGCCUAGGUCUGCCUCUGCUGUAAAUAAUUCUUGUGUCCUUUUUUGUGCAUCUAUUUUGAAGAUAAAUAAGAGGGAGGUAGGUACAUACCUCACAGCAUGAACUAUGACAUUUAAUGGCCUUAUAUCUGAAUGACCUCACGCUUUAGUCAUUGUCUGAUUGGUUUCAAUGGAAGUCUUAGUCAUUGAAGCCUCCUAUACUUUCAAAUGUAAAGCACUAUCUCAGUAUCUAAAGAGAUAUAUUUUCUCAGCCUCACAUAACAAAGCUACUAUUUUGGUAGAUUUUGACAGUGCACAAAGCAAGCCAAAAAUGAGAUUUGACUUGUAUACACGUGCACAUAUUUAUGUAUAUAUAAUCACACAAAAGCCAUUAUUUCAAAGUCAUUUAUAAGCUGCUAAAUAAUGCCAAAAAAAGAUAGACUUUAUAUAGUGUCAGUAUUCUACAUAACUUUACAUUUUAGUUUACAGGAUUGAUUGGAUUAUAGUAUAAACUAACAUCUGUGUUUGGAUCAUUUCCUAUGGUGUACUGUAUAGUUACCUUUCUGAUUUUAUUGGAUGCUAUGUCCAGGAUUUUCCUAUUUAUAUAUUUGUCAAAUUUGUUGUGCUGAAUCUUUUCAAUGUGAAAAUAUUCAAAGUAUCUUUGUUUCAAACAGUAGCUCUAAUUGGCUCCUUCAAGAUGUCAGUGGAGCAGUUUGUUUUCAGAGACAGGUUGGUUUUGAUGACUUUUACAUGCACUUAAAGUAGUGAUUUCCAGCUUUUGUCACUGACAUGAUUCCUGAGGCACAAGUUAGAAACAGGGAAACCUAGUUUCUUUUAUCUGUUUAAGACAUUAAGCUGAUAAAAGAAACAUGGUUAUUAAUCUCUGUUGGGAUUGGGCCAUUUAGACACUUUUGAAAGUUUUUUUUUUUUUUUUUUAAACUUGUGCAUGACCCAGGUUAGGGAAGGUAUCAUCACUCUAGACUGUAAUGAUAGGGAUAUUGUUUUUUAUGCCCAUGCAUCAUUGCAUCUACAAUAAUGGAAUACAAAGGCCAGUUUAUCCUGAACAACCUUCAACAGACAAACACCAUGAUAGAUCCCAGCCUCUUACUUUACUAUCAGUCCAAGUACUCCAGUCAAAGAAAUGGCAGUAGUGCAAUGCCCUUUUACAAAAUUUCUUAUUUAAAAUAUGAGAUACACAUAACAUAUUGCAGACUUGAUUCAAAGUGUGGAGAAGGGAGGGACAUGUCUGUUUUCUGAUAAAACUGCAUAUAAACUGGCAUUUUAAAGAAAUAUUGCAAUGCAUCUAAAUGAGUUGUCCAUUUUCAUGCCAUAACCCCAUUUCUGACAGUGAUCUGGUUUCUUACAUGCAUGUAAACAUGGUGAAACUUUGAGAAUUGAUUUCACUGGGCUGUGAUGCGACAUAGAUAGGGACAAGUUGUAGAAAUUUCUUAGUAGAGAGAUGGAAACAGUGUUUACCAUCACAGGAUAAAUGUUUGCACAAUGAAUUCCGCAACAGACUGAAUAUUUACCUGAUGUUACAUUUGUCAGAUAAAAUGAUAAAAAUCUGUCUGUAACAGUUAGGCCUGGGACUGAGAUAAAUAUUAGACUUAUUUUGUGAUAUCUUGUAGAGUAUGAGGUUUCAAUAAUUGUACAAAAAAAUGAAGUGAAUGCUAGAAAGCAUGUUGGAGAUGAAAUUUACUGUAUAUUUUUUCUUUUUUUGGGGGGGGGGGGCUGAACUGUUCAAAUACAGACGUACGGUACACAUACAUGCAACCAGUCUCCAAGGAUCAUAGAGGGGUUUGGCUGUGCCUUGCAGCACAUUGCUCUCAGGAUGCAUUCAGUUUUCUAAUUUUCACUAUUUUCCUGCCAAAAACCAGUGGUUACAGGCAAGAGUCUUCUCUGAUCUAGUAGUGAUAUAUUUUGUGCAAAUCCUACAUGUAACAUGUAGUACCUUAAAGUUAAAGUUAGUUAUGUACAGUUGAAACGUGGAGAUAGCAUUGCAAAACUUUGUACUUCUUUGUGUACAUUAUAUCCUCGUUAUGCACCUUGAGAUCUAGAAAACUCGGCUAAUAGGGUGGCUUUACGUGAUCCAGCUUUAGUCAGAUUAAAUAAUGUGGGUGUCCAUAAGGGUGCAAAGUUCCCAUGCAGCUGAAGAUGAACAUUGGUGUUAAAAUGCUUAAUACACUGAUUGCCUGGCAGUGAUCUUGAUUGGACUUUUAAAUUUUAACUAUGAACUUGGGCCCUAAAGAUGAUAAUGUAGGACACUGAUCAUGAAGUUUGGUGUAGCCCCUAGUUCAUCGGGUCCAACCUAUCACUUAUUCACAAUAAAUCCUAACUAAUGGGGCACAUUUCACAUUCAUGCUCUCAAGAGGAUUAACUCCCUUGAUUUUAAUGGUCCGUUGCCUUUUUUCUACUCCCACCCUCAGGACAAAGUGGUGCAUGAAACAUUCGGCCUACAGCUGCAGAGGAGUUUUAACACGUAAAGGCAGCCCUAAUAGCAAGAUCAUGCUUUGAGUGCAUUUAAAGGGAAAUGCCACUUAAUUUCAGGAUUCAGAUACGGUACCCCUAUGCCAACAAUUGGAUUGCAUGACUGAGCAUUUAGUAUACAGUAUCACAUGUUUAUCCCCCUAAUGCUUAAUGUCAGAUUUGUGUUGAAGACUCCAGCCUUUUGAGUCAAAUAACAAAAAUGACAUGGGGACAGUUUAUUGUUUUAUUAUCUCAACAAGUAAUUAUCUAUCACUGACCUGUAAAUUUAUUCUUUGAUUUAGGAAAGUCUUCGUGACUUGUAUGAGAAUUUUAAAACUUGAGUGGUAUUACUCUUUAACAGGGCUAAUUAUGUGAGCCUGAAGUCGUCUCAUUGGUGGUGCUUCAAAAAAAUAUAUAUAUUUCUUUAUAAUGUUUAAGUACAACCGUGGUAUAUGAACAGACAUAAAGAAAAAAAAAACAUUUGAAUGUGUUUUGCCCAAGUGAAUUUUGGGCUUUGCUGACUUUGUUUUUUCAUGAAAAAAGACGAGGCCACUUUAGGCCGGCUGUCUGUUCAUGAGAAGGUGAAACAAACUGCCUAAAUGUUUCUUCAUGUGAAACAAUCAGAUUGCAAGGCUGCUGUCAAGGUUGUUUCUGGCAUUUGGCUAAAAGUUUGCGUGCCACCCUUUCUCCUUGAGAUAGUUGAAUUGUCAUAGAUUCAAAAGAAAAAGGUUUUCAGUGCAAAAAGAAUAAAGUACGCUGUCACUGAUACAACUAAUAACAUCAGCUUUGCUGCUGAUUGAGAGACCAAAUUAAGUCAUGUGGUUCUCUAGUGAUAGUGGGGUCCGUCUUUAACUUGAACACUGGAAGAGUCAAUAGCCUCAAUGCACUCGGAGUACAUUUACUGAGGUGUGCCAAGGAAUUAGUUGUAAUAUAUGUCACAACACAAAUCUACCAAAAUGAAAAUGAGCAAGGUUUAUUGUAGUGUUUUGCUAAUUGUGGGGUUUAUUCUAGAAAUUACGUUUUGCUAUCAAGUGGUAAAGCACUGGCACAAACUUGUGUGUUACUGUUUCUGGCACAGUGCCACACUGCUUGCACUUUUCUGUUGUUAGAUAAAAUGCACUCAUGGACAGUGUGGGCUUAACGAGUAUUAGAGCAAAUUCACAUUCCAUGCCCUGUGGCCGUUAAAUGUGUGCCCAUAAUGCUGAAAUGGCACUGAUGGUAGCUGCUCUAAUCCACAGAAUCUUAUGUUUUCAGAAAACUCCAUCUGGACAUUUUGGACAUUUUCCCCACAUGAACGAAAGAGAAGGGACAUAUAGGAACAUUCUCAUUUCAGAUAUUUCGAUCACGUACCUGCUCCUAACACUACCUCCAGAAAGAAACUCUGUUUUCACUGGGCUAUAGACUGCUUCCAAGCUAAAAGUAAAACCCUAGCUACCACAGCAAAAAACUCUCAGUAUACCAAUCCAGCAUUUUAUUGCUUUGCCAAAAGGUUACACUAAAGGCCAGAAUGGUGGUUCAUAGUCCCCACCCUCCCUUUGUUAAGUGCCGCAAACAACUAAGCCGCAAAUGUCUAGAAUUGACUUUUGCUUGUUGAUACAAAUUGUAUCUAUACCUUGAAUGUAAAAAAUAUCAAAUGUAUAAUAUGAAAAUAGUUUUAUUUAAGUAAAGGGGAAAACAAUCAAUGCCAUAAUGUUUGUGACACUGUGUGUCACUGGGAGUAGCCCAUUGGUAUGUACUAAUUCUUACUGGGUACAGUAGUUAAUUUACAGGGACAUUUACGUGCUACCUAAAAGUGCACAGAUACCCUGUGUACAGCAGUAAGCAUCAUGUCCUCUCUGUACAUAGUCACACGUGUGUGUGUAUAUAUAGAAAGCGAUCUGUAAAUGUAACAGUUACUUCAGUUGUUCAGAUACUUACUUAGAUAAUUUCUGUGUUGUAACCCGUGCACCUUGGUUAAGUGCAUCUAUUUCCUCUGAGCUGACUUGUCUGCUUUAUGCUAUUUUAAUGGGAAUUUCAAUAUUUUUGAAUAUAUUUUUGCCUAAUAAAACAUGCCAAAGUUAUUCUUGGGUGGCUUUGUCAAAUGUAAUUUCUUAUGUUUCAACACAUGGGUUGUCAUGCAAUGAAUUCAAUAUUUCAGAGGACAAAGGAUUUCUUUUCCGUGCACUGUAAACAGAGUAACUUACCACCAAAUGCAAAUCUGUGUCUGGUCUGACAGUUGAAAACAGUUAAAAGGAUAAUCUAGAAAUUGCAGUCUGUCAUUGGCUGAUCUGUGGGUGCCACAUGAUAUCACCAAAUCCACCCUCCACAUGAACACUGAGUGGUUCAUUCAGUGUCAGUUUCAACUCAGAUUUGUGUUUGGUGUUUGAUGUUCUUUCAAGGUACAGAUCCUUUUAAAACUGGAAUUUAUUGAGCUGUUUGGCAGUUGAUUUAAUGACAAACCCUGUAUGUUGACAAAGCAGAGGUGUGUUGAAUUGUAAUUUCUUUUACUAUUGAAUUAUUCAUCAAUUGUAAUUUAAUAUUUUUUGGUAUCUGAGGCCAGUUUGCAUUAGACUAGUGCUAUUUUGAAGAUGUUAAGACUGAUAUUGUCCAUAUAAUGUUAACUUUAAGAUCAGAAUGGGUUGUUAAUGGCAAAGAUGAAGACCAAAGUGAUUUUUGAUGUGCACACAUCACUGUUAUGAUAAUUGGUUCAGACACACACACACACACACACACAAACAGUUAUGGUCAGGUAACUGUGAGCCAUUUGACAUCUUGCAGUUUGUGCUACCAUUUAAUUUAAAACUUGAAUUGUUGGUGUACAAAAUGCUACGGCAAGAGGCUCACACAUUUUAAUACUGACUGUACAUAUACAGUGUAAUAGCUCAGGUUAAACCACGCAAACAUUUUAAAUCACAUACUUGGUAGUUUUCUAAUAUUGAGAAAUGCAGUGGUCACCUCUCUGAAGUAGUGUAGGUCUCCUGUUUGAGUAGGCCAUUGUGUCUGCGAUGUAAAAAGGGAAAUAUAAAGCAAGUUUUUUUUGUGUUGUGAUCUGCAGUAUUGUAAUCCACACUGACUGGAAAGCGUUGCUUUUAUAGACCAAAAUAUACAAAAAUAGACUAUUUGGGUCUGUGGGCUCAAACAAAAUGUAAGUCUUUAUGACAAAAUGUGUUUCUCUCCAUAAAUAAAGCAAAAUUCUGUUCAAA